GCCCGUUGUAUUAUGUACACAUGGGGGACAGACUGAGUGAAGAGUGAGAGAGGAGUUAGGCAGGGCUGUAUAUUGUCACCAACCCUUUUUAGCCUGUAUACAGAGGAGGUAGCAGCCAGGAUGAGAAGAAUGAAUGUAGGGGUAAGUGUGGGGGAAUGAUAAAGUAUGUGUACUCCUUUAUGCAGAUGACGUAGUUGUUAUGAGUGAAUGGCAGAUGAGCUUCAAAGUUUGUUGGAUGUAGUGGAUGGCUAUGGUAAAGACUUUGGAGUAAGGUUUAGCAGUGAGAAAAGCAAAGUAAUGAUUGUGAAUGGGUCAGAGGAUGAAAGUAAUGUGGUAUGGAGACUUGGAGAGAAUGAGUUGAGACAGGUGCAAGAAUACAAGUACUCAGGGAUGUGGAUGAGUCCUAGUGGGUGUGCAAAGGCAAAGAAUGAAAAGAUAAAUAUGCUAAACCAGUGGGUAGGUCGACUGGGAAGCGCGGCAAGGAUGAGAGCAAGUAAGUAUGAUGUGUUGAGAGAAGUGUGGAAGAGUGUGGCUGUCCCAUGUAUAAUGUAUGGUAUGGAUGUGAUUGCAUGGAAGGAAAAUGAAAUUGAAAAGUUAGAAGUGGGCCAGAAUAGAGUAGCAAAGAUUGGCACUGAGUCCACCGAGGGGCACAGCAGUUGAAGCCUUGAGAGGUGACAUCGGAUGGCGCACCUUUAGGGAAAGACUCACAAAAGCCACACAAGAUUAGGCUUGAGAGAAUGGAUGAUGCAAGAAUAGCAAGGAAGGUGUACCUGUGGAAUGAAAGUGGAAGCAAAUGGAGGAAGAGAUGCAUGAGAAUGACAGACAGGAGUGGAUUGCAAGUUGUGUGGGCGAUAAGAAUGGCUGGUAGGAAUCAAAAUGAGCGUGAAUGGGUGGUAACAAGAGGAGGAAGAGUGGGAGCCGAAUGGGAUGUGAGAAAAUGGAAGAAUGAGAUAGACAAAGAAGUGAAAUGUGUGGGACUGAAUGAAUGGAAGAAUGAGAUGGAAAGAAAGAAGACCCUGGAAUGGUACAAGGAGAAAGAGGCCCUGAGGUAUGAAAGGUGGUAUGAUGGAAGCCUGGGCGGUGAUCUUCUCUUCCGAGCGAGGGCACAGUGUAUGGAUGUGAAUGCGAGGAGUUACAGGUGGUCUGAGUCCCUGUGCCAGAUGUGUGACAUGGGAGAGGAUGAGACGGUGGAACAUGUGGUGCUGGAGUGUGUGCAGUAUGCCAGAGACAGGAAUGAGAUGAUGCAAGUGAUACUGACUGAGUUAGGGCAUGAUACGAAUGAAAGAGUGGAGAACACAGGAAAGGAAUGGAUGGUGUUGUUGCUGGGACUGUGUAGAGAGGCGAGUGAAAGAAUGAUUGAGGCUGUGAAACAGUUUCUGGAGAGAAUGUGGCGUGUCAGGUGUAUGAACAAUUAGGAUAGAGGAUGCUGUUCGUUUCUCUCUUUUUUUUUUUCCCCUUCUACAGGAGUUGUCGAUCCAAAGGCCUGACUCAGGAGUGAUCCUGUGCCACCUGUACCAUCAAGAUCAAGAUCAAGACAACAGUUCCCUCGUGUUUACUACCACAGUGCAUAGAAAUCUUAUCUUUUUUCGCAAAUUUCCCAAGUAAUUCCCCACCCCGGAGGCCGCCCCCAGUACCCCAGUUCCCUGCAUCCAUGGUUGACCCGUGUGGCUCCUCUCUGGUGGUGAAAGCAAGUGACGGCAAGAUGGUGAUGGUGACCCUGCCCAACCCCCUCCAGGAAAACUUGGAGGGUGUGACUGAGGGAGGGGCAGGGUGUGGGUCAGGGGCAGAAGGUGACGUGCCAGAGUUACGUCACGUUCCCCCAAAUGCAGGCCGGCAAGUUUGCUGACGUCACCAGUCGUCAGUGCACGGCGGGUGCUGCAAGGGGAACGAGGAGGUGGACCUGUUCAGCUCCUCAUCCCUCCCUGCCCUCUCCCCUGACAGGAGCAUGCCAGACCCAGGGGUGCCCAAGGAAACGGUUGCGGUGGAAACUGGCGUACAGCUGUGCCUGAGCCUGCCGUGGACGCAUUUCCCAGCCCCCGAACUGAACGGUCAACCUGCCGCCAAUCUCAACUUCAACCAGAACAGCUCGGACACGGCUGGCCAGGACAACCACCGCAACACAGACAUGCACGCACCUGAUAUGGACAUGAAAAUGGAGGGACAGGAGUCCCACGUGAUGGUGUCCGACAGUGAUGCCUCAGUGCAGGAGGGGGAACGGCAGGCAGAGACCCGCAAGUGCCCCUGGGAGAAGCCUGGAGAGUGGCCUGAGGCAGUGAGUGCUUGAGUGGAGCCUUCACACCACACCAGGUUGUGAUGGUGGCGGCAUCUGGGGCAGCAAGAAAGUGGCAGCCAUUUCAUUGUGUUUUUUAUAAUCAGUAAAGAAUUGAGAGUAUAGAUAGUGAGAUUAGAAGGAGAAACACUGUGAGAUUAGAAGGAGAAACACUGUGAGAUUAGAAGGAGAAACACUCGUGAAUUUGUCAGAAUAUGACCAUGAACAUAGUGAAGUAUAGCUGAUGAUAAUAUACACAUGAAGUGUCCUUGCCUUGCCAUAUCAAGCUUCUUUUGUAUUUUAUUUCUUUCAGUUAACCGAGCCAAUGAAAGCAGAAUCAAACUUUCCAUUCCAGUCAACUGAACCUGUGAAAGUUCCCAAUCCGGCCAAGCAGGUCUCAGAAGGUGCGGCGUCCAUGCACCCCGUGAUGGUGCUGCACCAGAUGAAGCCUGGCCUGCUGUACAACACUAACCAGACCACCAGGGAUAACAAGCCUUUCUUCACCGUCACCGCCGACAUCGAUGGCAAGGAGUUCUCAGGCAAGGGGACAAAUGUGAAGAAAGCCAAGUUCUUCCUGGCCAACACAGCAAUACUGGGACUGUACGGGGUAGAAUCCACCUUUGAGAUCUCCGCUUAAUAGAAGUACUAGCUGCCUGGGUACUGGCGGCGGUGUGCGGGGCAGGCGGUCCCUCGCACACGUGGCUGUAGAGUCUGCUACGUGAUAAUGACAAAGUAGAUAGGUAGCUACAUAGUAUUUUAACCUGAAGUCCUGUCUGUGAGUGUUGUCUUGUAUGUUGCUGCUUGCUGAAGGCAGGGAAUGUACUGAACUGGACCUGAGUGGCUUACAAAACUCCUGUGGAAGGGAAGUGAUGGUCUGUGCUAAAUGUUGCAGUCUGACGAGUGACGUGGAAUUCAAUUUUUCCACGUGUAAAUUCUUCCAGUCCAGUGUUUACCUUUAUUUUGUUCCAGCUCUGUUACUUAGUGCCAGAGUUAGAAGACUGACAUUUAACGGAAUUCUUAUUUAUGAUUUUGACGUACUUUCUUUUCCCAUUUAUUUACUUAGCCCAUGAAGUGUGGGUGCUCCUUGUAAAUGGUCGGUGCUGAGCCUGCCAUGAAUGCAAAUCAAAUGCAGCUGAUUGUGAAAGACAGGCACAGGAGAAGGGGUCAGUCACUCAUUCCUGCUUGUGUCAGAUCACUCAUCUAGUGUUCUGCUGUGGAGUGGAGUGGGUGAUGAGAGGGCUGUGGUGAUGGGACAGUGACAGACAAGCCCUACUUACUGAAAACAAAAGUGUGCGAACUCAUCACAUCAACACUUAUUUAGCUUCCUGACAAAAAUGGCAUCCAGUUUCAGAUGUUUAAGGUAUUUAACUCAUCUAUUUAUUUAAAGGUACCCACUCUUUAUGGGUUAAAUGAAAGCUGUACUCUAGUUUAGCAGUCAGUCUCACCACUUGGUUUAAUGUGAGCAGGUAAGGAAGCCCUAGAACCUGGCCCUUGGUUAGGUUCUGGUGACUUCUGGCUGGAAUCUCAGUACCUUAAUUUCUCUUCUGGUUGAAACUUUCUCCUCAAACACAACUGGCUGGAGCUGAGUCCUGGGAUGGUCAGCUGUUUAAAUAUUACUACACAAAAUGUUAUGAGUUUGAAUACAUAAUGAAAAUUUCUUUAAUGUGUAUGUAUGUAAAGGUUAUAAAAGCAAGUAUUUUUUUUCUUUUUCAAUUUUUGUAUAUAAUUGAGGUUAAGAUGAAUUUGAAACAUUGAUUGCAAUUUAUCAAGCUGGUGUUUUUGGUUUUGAAGGAAGUGUAAGUGCAAGAGGUAUGAAUUUGAAACAUUGAUUGCAAUUUAUCAAGCUGGUGUUUUUGGUUUUGAAGGAAGUGUAAGUGCAAGAGGUAUGAAUUUGAAACAUUGAUUGCAAUUUAUCAAGCUGGUGUUUUUGGUUUUGAAGGAAGUGUAAGUGCAAGAGGUAUGAAUUUGAAACAUUGAUUGCAAUUUAUCAAGCUGGUGUUGGUUUUGGUUUUGAAGGAACUGUAAUUGUGCAAGAGGUAAUCAUUUGAUCAGAGUGGAAUUAAUGAAGCAGUUUACCACACCAGUAUUGUCAUUCCUGCUCCCUGUGUGUCCACCUUACCUCUCACACCCUGACGUUUGCCUCAACGCCUUCAUUUAUCACCAAUGCAGUUAGGUAAAUUAUCACUUAUUACUAUUUUCUCAUAUGAAUUCAGAAACACUGUCAGCUUAUCAAAUAGUGUAUCUGUUAAUAUAACCUUUUGUAGGCAACUUGUCCUGUAACCACCUAUGACAUUUUAGGCUCAUUUUUGUACCAGCCUCUUCAACAGUUCUAUAGCUUAUGGAAAACUAAAUUAACUUCCUAUUCUCUCAUUUCCUCUGUCCAUACCAGCAGUUCUCAUAGUACUCUCAAUGUUGAAGGAUGAUAGCAGUCCAAGGGCAGAGCUAGUGAGUUUCUUUGAGUCUCCCCAAUAAUUGUUUUCUUUUGUAGCUUGCGGUGAAGAGGAGGAUAAUAGCGGUAAUUAAAGGUUUAGUGAUUAUAUGAAAAAAGUAUUUUUAUAAGGCGUGUAUUCGUGGGAGUGAUUUAAAAGUCUUGAAACAUUUAUUAUAAAUAGUCUUUACUUAUUUCAACUGUAGUUUUCUCUAAUCAAUGGUAAUACGAAUAAUAGAAUUACAUCAUGUUGCGUCAGCCUACCAGUAACUCAUAAGGUAUCAUACCCUAGCUUAUAAAAUAUGUUAGUAAUUUAGAAUUCAAUUAUUAACUUCAACUAAUGUCCAGCCUAUAUGCUCACCUUGCUAGCCAAUUAUUCCUGCAUUUUUAUUUAAACUCACGGUUCAGUAAAAUUAUUUGUGAAAGAAGAGAGAGAGAGAGAACUAGCUAAGGUUCCAAUAACUUCAGAUGCCUGUGGGUGUUGAGGGAGAGAGCACAAAAUGGCGUCUCCCUUCCCUCUGGCAACAGGUGGGUCUCGUAGCUCUGAAAUAUUUGAUUUUUCUUUUAUUUAGAAGUGAAUAUUACUGUGUUCAUGUUUAUUAUUCAUGUCUCUAGUGAAGAUAUAGUGACUGUACGUGUUGACAGAAUGGCGUCUCCCUUCCCUCUGGCAACAGGUGGGUCUCGUAGCUCUGAAAUAUUUGAUUUUUCUUUUAUUUAGAAGUGAAUAUUACUGUGUUCAUGUUUAUUAUCCAUGUCUCUAGUGAAGAUAUAGUGACUGUACGUGUUGACAGAAUGGCGUCUCCCUUCCCUCUGGCAACAGAUAAAAUAGCCGGUGUUGGUCCCACGUGGAGACAGGCCACAGUCUUGGGAAAGCGUUAGCCAUGUAAUGUUUCUUUAGUCAAAUAUAAUCUACUGUGAAUGUGUUGUGAGCAAUAUUAUUGCCGUAGAGAAGUGAUGGAGGAAGGCUGUGACGUUAUUUAGGGAUAUAACGGUGCCCAGAAUGAAUGGUGCUCUUGAGGAGUUAUAAAAGUAAUUAUUUUCUUGUGUAUUCGUAGUGUUAAGUAACGGAGUAUAAGUGUAUAUGCCAUACCAGAAUUUCAAGUGUCAUAGUGGGUCAGUCAACCCAAAGAAUCCCAUCAGUAUUAUUCAUUUAAUUAUUUUUGCUAUUUUUAUAUUUUUCGUUCCUCCUAAUAAAGCCACACUGUAGG
This is a messenger RNA of Scylla paramamosain (green mud crab), 5905 nucleotides long. RefSeq lists its product as uncharacterized. Bases 1946 to 2284 code for a protein of 112 amino acids. The transcript has 8 exons. NCBI's taxonomy places the organism in Eukaryota, Metazoa, Arthropoda, Malacostraca, Decapoda, Portunidae. The record is from RefSeq and is a predicted model, not a curated record.